This is a messenger RNA of Musca vetustissima, 3990 nucleotides long. It is a transcript of the gene Myo95E, whose product is annotated as unconventional myosin-Ia. Gene Ontology annotation, biological process: vesicle transport along actin filament; actin filament organization. The coding region runs from base 18 to 3920 and encodes 1300 amino acids. The record is from RefSeq and is a predicted model, not a curated record. The transcript has 17 exons. Gene Ontology annotation, molecular function: microfilament motor activity; actin filament binding; ATP binding. NCBI's taxonomy places the organism in Eukaryota, Metazoa, Arthropoda, Insecta, Diptera, Muscidae. Gene Ontology annotation, cellular component: actin cytoskeleton; myosin complex; microvillus.
UUGUUAUUUUUUCUACUAUGGAACAAGAAAUCGGUACUUGGGAUUCUGUAUUAUUGGAAAAUCUUUCAGAAGAUAGUUUCAUUAAUAAUAUACAUCAACGUUACAAACGUGAUCUCAUAUAUACUUAUAUAGGCACUUCCGUGGUGGCUGUAAAUCCAUAUCAUCACAUAUCAGAAAAUUCGUUGGACCUAAUACAUAACUAUGGUAGUAAAGGCAUAUUUCAAUUGCCUCCACACAUUUAUGGCCUUGCAAAUUUAUCAUUUCAAUCACUUAAGGAUCGAAAUGAGGAUCAGUGUAUAAUUAUGACGGGUGAAAGUGGAUCCGGUAAAACCGAAUCUUUUAAAAUGAUUGUCAAUUUCCUAACACAUAUUCAAGAAAAAUCUAAAAGAUCAUCGUCUCUAAGCAAACAAUCGUCGGUUGGUUCUGGCGGUGCAGCAGCAGCAGUAGCGGCAUCAGGUUGUGGGUCAUCGUCUCACAAACAUCGGCGCACAUCCAGUUCUUGUUCAAUGGGGCCGACAACGUUAAGCUAUUUACCAAAUAAGAGUACAAUUACUGCCGCCAAUUCCAAUUCAUGCCUACUAAUGCAACAGCAGCAACAACAACGUAGACAAACCCCGUCUCCAGGACCAACAACAACAACAAAAUACUGUGAUGCAGCUGUACAGCAUAGAGCACGUGCCGAAAGCUCAGAUCGUCAUGGGAAACGUAGCAUGAGAGAGAAAAUGGUUGAAUUUGAUUUUUCACAUCACAAAAGUACCGAAAAUAUUUCAACUUUAGAUAGUUCAAAUAUCCUGUCACCUCAUCCACCAAAAUCAUGUUUCAAACAUCAUCAAUCUACACAAAUUCCCCAUAAAUCCGCCUCAACAUCCAAAUCUUCCUCAACUAUUUAUUUACCUCGUAGUACUUCGCCUAAGUAUUUGCAAUCGUUCACUGGUGGCGGUUGUCGCCAAUGUGGUCAUAGCAAAUGUACCCGUGCUCAAAGUUUCGACAAAGAUGAUGGCGACAUAAGUAUAUCAUCAGCAUCACAACCGGGCAAUUAUAGUCUAUCAACAAUGUCAUCGGCCCACCUACAACGUGGCAGUUGUUCAAAUCUAACCAAGCAAGGCUUAUCCGAUUGCUGUAAUCGUGACGAAAAUACUCAGCUAUCUGGUUCAAUGCAACGCAUUUCAUUAUAUGAUGCCCACAAAAUAAAUCAAUCGGCCAUAAAUGCCUUGAAGCUAUGGCAGUCAUCUCCGGUAACACCAAGAAAACAGAAAAAUCCUUUGAAGCGUUUAAGAGAAUGUGUCUCAUUUGCUGAUGUUUUUCUUGAGGCAAUGGGCAAUGCGGUUACUUUGAAAAAUAACAAUUCUAGUCGUUAUGGAAAACUUUUUGAUAUAGAAAUUGAUUUUAAGGGCGAUCCAAUUGGUGUUCACAUAACUCAUUAUAUGUUGGAAAAGACACGUGUUACUGAUGUUUCUUCCGGGGAAAGAAAUUUCCAUAUAUUUUAUCAGUUAUUGGCCGGUGGCGAUUUACAAUUAUUAAAAUCCUUAAAAUUAUAUCGUAAUGUUGAAAAAUAUGAUAUUUUAAAAAAUACAACUGCCUUGGAAGAAGAUCGUACUAAUUUUCACUAUACCAAAAAAUCAUUAGAUGUGCUGGGUUUAUCUUGUGAUGACAUAAAUUCAAUAUUUCGUAUUAUAGCAGUCGUAUUGAAAUUAGGUAAUUUUAUAUUUGUACCCAUAACAAACAUUGAUGGCACCGAGGGUUGUCAAAUAUCAAAUAUUUAUGAAGUAGAAGAAACCGCUCAUUUACUUAAUUUAGAAGCUCAAAUUUUAAUUAAUUGCCUUACAAGAGCGUCUAGCUCAAAUAGCAGUUUGGAAGAUGUCGGUUGCGAAUUGGAUGCUCGCCAAGCAUCUAUGACCCGUAACACACUGUGUCGCACUCUAUAUUCCAGACUUUUCACAUGGCUGGUGAAUAAAAUCAACGAUAGCCUCAAAUCGACGCAACGUGAAAAGAAUUUAGCCUUGUUAGAUUUUUAUGGUUUUGAAUCGAUGGAACACAAUUCCUUCGAACAAUUCGCCAUUAACUAUAGUUCGGAGAAAAUUCAUCAAAACUUUGUGCACAAUGUUCUGAGAGUCGAACAAGAAUUGUAUGUUCGUGAGGGACUUGAAUGGUCGCGAAUUGAUUAUUUUGACAACGAGUCGAUAUGUGAAUUGAUUGAUAAACCCAAUUAUGGUAUAUUGAGUUUAAUCAACGAACCGCAUUUGACGACCAACGAAGCACUAUUGACACGCAUCCAACAAUGUUGUGCUGGGCACCCGUGUUUUAUGAUAGCCCAGCCCAAUUCGAUGACAUUUCGCAUACGCCACUAUGCCAAUGUCGUGCAAUAUUCGGUUCAUAGAUUUUUAGAGAAGAAUUCCGAUACGCUGCCAAAGUACUUAAGUUCAGGUUUAUAUCAAAGUAAACUGCCACUCGUACAAAGUCUUUUUCCGGAGGGUAAUCCACGGAGACAAGCCAACAAAAAGCCCACCACGUUAAGUUCCAAUAUACGCACUCAAUUAAAUACUUUAUUAGCCAUUAUUAAGCCACGAUGUUCACGUUAUAUAUUUUGUAUUAGGCCAAAUGAAUGUCGUCAAUCACGUACGUUUGAUAUGUCGCUGGUGCAGCAUCAGGUGCGUUAUAUGUCGCUGAUGCCGUUGGUGUAUCUUUGCCGCCAGGGCCACUGUUUUCAUAUGCUACAUGCGAAAUUUUUCCUACGCUACAAACUUUUAAGUGCCAAAACAUGGCCGCACUAUCGUGGCGGUAAAUGUGUUGAGGGCAUCGCCCUAAUAAUUCGCAAUCUUCCAUUGCCAUCAGCUGAAUUUACAAUUGGCACAAAAAAUGUUUUCGUUCGUAGUCCGCGAACCGUUUAUGAAUUGGAACAAUUUCGCAAAGGACGUAUGCAUGAUUUGGCCACAUUGAUACAGACCACAUUUCGUAUGUAUCGGGAGAGGAGUAGAUUUCUACGAUUGCGUUCAAGUCAAAUAACAAUAGCAAGGGCUUGGAGGGCGUUUAGGUUUGUCUACUUUCAGUCACGUGAGCAAUAUCGCACCGUUAAAUACAAGCGAAGAGGUAAUUGGGCCGCCGAGAUUAUAGCCAGAGCUUAUAUUCUAUACAAAACUCGCCAAUUUCUUUUGACAAUACCUCAAAAAUUACCACCAAAUUCGUUAAGUCCGCUUUCGAUGGAUUGGCCGGCAGCACCAUCAUUCCUGGAGGAGACAUCACGUUUAUUGCGUGCCAUCUAUCAUCGUUGGAAAUGUUAUUUAUAUCGUAGUUCCUUUGAUCAGACAUCGAGAAAUCGUAUGCGUGAAAAGGUCACCGCCAGUAUUAUAUUUAAAGAUCGCAAAGCUUCCUAUCCGAGGAGUGUGGGCCAUCCUUUUAUUGGCGAUUAUGUGAGAUUACGACCAAAUGCCAUGUGGAAACGAAUGUGUUCAGAAACCAAUGAUCAGUAUGUUGUAUUUGCUGAUAUUAUAAAUAAGAUAACAAGAUCAAGUGGUAAGAUUGUGCCUAUUUUAUUGGUCAUAUCCACAUCAUCAUUAUUGUUACUGGAUCAGAGAACAUUACAAAUAAAAUAUCGUGUGCCUGCUGCAGAAAUUUAUCGUAUGUCACUUAGUCCAUAUAUGGAUGAUAUAGCUGUAUUUCAUGUGAAAGCUUCUGAAUUUUGUCGCAAAAAAGGUGAUAUAGUUGUUCAAGCGGCUCACAUUAUCGAAAUAGUUACGAAAAUGUUUUUGGUUAUACAAAAUGCCACGGGGAAACCGCCUGAAAUACAUAUUAGUACAGAUUUUGAAGCGAAUUUUGGCCAACAAACUGUUAUAUUUAAUUUUAAAUAUGGCGGUAUGUCGGAUCUUGCACAAGGACCACCAAAGGUUACUAGAAAAGCUAAUCGUAUGGAAAUUAUUGUAUGAUCCGCAACUAAAAGUUAUCGUUGGACAUCGUUGACAUUUUUAAAUGCCUAUGAAUUAGAUGCAAGGGCAA